Messenger RNA from Pygoscelis adeliae (Adelie penguin), 1770 nucleotides. RefSeq names its product NEDD4 binding protein 3 (gene N4BP3). Gene Ontology annotation, cellular component: cytoplasmic vesicle. The transcript has 5 exons. NCBI's taxonomy places the organism in Eukaryota, Metazoa, Chordata, Aves, Sphenisciformes, Spheniscidae. Bases 1 to 1686 code for a protein of 561 amino acids. The record is from RefSeq and is a predicted model, not a curated record.
AUGUCCCUCGCUGCGGUCAGCCGGAGGGAGAUGUCGUCCCAGCAGCCCCAUUCCUGUCUCUCCAUCGUGCAGGUUUUGGGAUUGGCCACUUGUACGCCAGCCACUUACCGGUGCCUGAACCGCAGCCAGGGCUGGCGGAGGCAGAUCAAAGAGAUGCGGUCGGAGCGGAAGCACCAGACGUCGGGCGCCUGCUACAAGCGGGACUAUGAAAGUGACCGCGAGAACCGGUCCCCCGAGCGCUGCUCCCGUGAGCAUCACCGCGGGGCCGACUUCUCCAAGAGCUCCCUGCCCGAGAGGGGCCGCUUCGACAAGUGCCGUAUCAGGCCCUCGGCCUUCAAGGCGGUGGCCGGGAAGGGGCUGGUCUCCAUGCAGGGCCUGUCCUCGUCCAAGGGGCAGAAGCUGUCCAAGAGCAACGGGAGCCUGCACACGCUGCUGUCGCAGAGCAGCACGGCGGCCUCGCAGCAUGGCCCGCUCCGCACCCACCUGCUCCACGCCAUCAGCCUGGAUGAGGCCUCCGACUCCAGCCACAACUCCAUCCAGAGCUUCCCCUCCUACAGCUCCUGCCUCCAGCCUGCCCAGAGCCAGUUCAGCGCCUCCAUGGGCCACAUCAACCACAUCGGGGGCUCCUUGGACAGGGUUUCCCGGAGCCCCAGGGACCCCCUGGCCCCCGAGAAGGCACCUCUGUCCUGCAAAAGCAUGGCCACGCUGAGCCGGCUGCAGAGCCCUGGGGAGCCCCCGCCGCCCUACGAGUUCACCUACUCGCUGGAGGAUGCGGUGAAGCAGCUGGAGGAGCGGCUGCAGGAGACGGGAGGAGAGCUGCGGCAGCUCAAGAGGAGCCUUAGCGAGACCGAAGACCCCUUCACGCAGGUGUUCGAGGACAAGCAGCGGCUGUGGCUGGAUGAGCUGGAGGAUCUGAAGCAGAUGUACAUGGCUCGGCUGCAGCAGGUGACGCAGCAGGCGCAGCGCGGGCAGCGGGCGCUGCAGCUGCAGCUCUACAAGGAGAAGCGGCUGCAGGAGGAGCUGAGCAUGCAGCAGUGCCAGUGCGAGGAGCCCAAGCUCCGGCAGCCCCAGGGCGAGCGCGUCAGCCCCAAGCUGGAGGAGACCAAGUGUGAGGUGUGCCAGAAGGCAGCGGAGAUCUCCCUGCUGAAGCAGCAGCUCCGGGACACCCAGGAGGAGAUGGCUCAGAAGCUGGGCGAGAUCUUCAGCCUGAAGACGCAGCUGCGGGAGGCCAAGGCGGAGGUGCAGGCCAGGGACUCCCAGCUGGCGCAACUGGCAGACUCCUUCCAGAGCCCCCCGGAGCCCGGCGCCUCGCUGCCGCUGGGCGACGACCCCAUGCCGGCGUGCCAGGACUUCCCCGGCUGCGAAACUGAUGACUCCAAGUGCCGGGGCCUUCACAACGACACGGCGGAGCCACUGGAGCGGCAGGUGGAGUGGCUGUGGGCAGAGCUGCUGCGGGAGCGGCGCCAGGGCCAGCUGCAGGCUGUGAACUUUGAGUUGGAGAGGAAAACCUGGCAGGAGGAGAAGGAGAAGGUGCUGCGGUAUCAGCGGGAGCUCCAGGCCAGCUACAUGGAGAUGUACCACCGGAGCCAGGCGCUGGAGCGGGAGCUGCGGCAGCUGCGGUCAGAGCCCAGGGACGUCGGGGCCGACUCGCCGUGGAUCGAGCGGGUGGAGUCCUCAAAGAUCUGAGCGGUGGGAUGCUGGCGGGACUGUGAAGGGGGAAGGUCUCUUGCUGCUGCAAUGGGAUGAUCUCAGGGUCUGCACAAGGACCGG